GCCCAAUCAUGAAAUUGACCAUGUGAAUAAAUAAAUAUUACCUACACAGAAAAAAGCUCUCAGUAGCUGGUACCUUCUUCCCCCAGUUGUUUGACGACGUCGUUUUAAUUAUCCUUUCCGACCAUCUCUUUCAUUACAAAACCCAUAUGAUCCACCUCUAAUCUAAUUAAGACCUAUCUAUUCUCAAUCUCGUAUCUGAUUCUCCUUGGGAUUGGUGCCUCAUAAUUGGAACUCGAUGAGUAUCGAACCAUUUAAUCGAUUGGUGAAGCUGACAGCUAGGGCUUUUUAUGAUGAUUUCACAACUAAAGGAGAUAAUCAGUCUAAAUCUGGGAGGGCUGAUAAUCGAGGAAUCGCUGUCGUUGUUCUCGAUGCUCUCACUAGGCGUCAAUGGGUAAGAGAAGAAAAUUUGGCAAAGGACUUGAAGCUGCAUACAAAACAACUUCGCCGCACAUUAAGGUUUUUUGAAGAAGAAAAACUUGUGACACGAGAUCAUAGAAAAGAGACCGCAAAAGGUGCAAAAAUAUAUAGUGCUGCUGUUGCUGCAACUGCAGACGGGCAUCAAACAGGAAGAGAAGGAGAGGAAAAAGUAAAAUUGCACACUCACUCAUACUGUUGUCUGGAUUAUGCACAGAUUUACGAUGUCGUUAGGUACCGUAUGCAUCGGAUGAAGAAGAAGAUAAAAGAUGAACUGGAUGAUAGGAACACAAUUCAGGAGUAUAUAUGUCCAAACUGCAAAAGAAGAUAUACUGCUUUAGAUGCACUACGACUGGUUUCUCCGGAGGAUGAAUAUUUUCACUGUGAGAAUUGCAAUGGAGAAUUAGUAGCAGAGGGUGACAAGUUAGCAGCGGAAGAAAUGGGAGAUGGUGAUGACAAUGCAAGAAGGAGGCGGCGUGAAAAAUUGAGAGAUAUGCUUCAAAUGUUUGAGGAGAAGCUUAAGCCGUUGAUGGAUCAACUUAACAGAGUCAAAGACUUGACUGUUCCAGAAUUUGGAACUCUCCAAGCUUGGGAAGUGCGAGCAAAUGCUGCUGCACGUUCGGCUAACGGUGAUGCUAAUAGCAAUGAUCCAUCUAAAUCUUCACAAGCUUAUAACGGAACUCCUAUGCCAUUCCUUGGAGAGACAAAGGUGGAAGUUGCUUUCUCCGGUGUUGAAGAUAAAGGAUCAAAUAUCAAAUCCGAAAAUACAAGUACACCAAUGAAAGUUUUGCCUCCAUGGAUGAUCAGGCAAGGGAUGGUUCUUACCAAUGAGCAGCGAGGUGAGGUCAAGCAAGAGUCAAAUAUAGAGGGUACUUCAACUGCUGCUGACCUAUCCGAAGACAAGAAGUCAGUAGAUCAGAAAGAUGACAAGAAUUUACAGGAUGAAUAUUUUAAAGCAUAUUAUGCUGCUUUACUUCAAAGGCAGCAAGAACAAGAAGAAUCUAUCAAGGUAGAACAGGAGUCUUUCAACACUACUGAGGGUUCAUCUCGUCAAGUUGGCAUGAAAGCUAAGCGUGAAGAUUACGACAAUGAUGAGAGAGAUGAAAAUGUUGAAUGGGAAGAAGCUCGAACAACAGGAAAUACAAGCAGCACUUUUAAGGUGGACUUGAAUGUUGAAGCUGAUGCCUCAGGGGAUGAUGAAGAUGACAUUGACUGGGAGGAGGGUUAAAAGCAGUAGCCAAUGGAUGAUAAUCUUCCAAAUUUUUAUGGUCUUUGGCGUCAGGGGAGCACAUCAAAUUCUUUGGUUGAAUCCUAUAGCAGAUUUCUUUGUUAUCUUAAGUGACUCUUGCUUUACCUAUGUGUAAAGUUUAUCGCACAGUAAACUCAAGACUCAAAGUCACCUUGUCUUGCGUUAGAUAGACAUACUUAUGGUUCAUUAUAGCUAAUGCCAACUGUGAUUAAACUGUGGUGAGGUGUAACCGGGGAUUUUGGGACACUGGGACUUGGGUGAGGAGCCAGCUUGAAUUGAAUAGCAAUACGGUUUGGUUCUGAAUCCCUCCUAAGUAGACAUGGCAUCCAUGUAUCAGUAAUUUGGAACUGCCCCCUACCAGGCUCCCAUGCUCCUUUAGAGCACCUUUUUGGUUUGGCUAGCUUAAAAGUUUAGGGAUUGCAACACAACUGUUAAAUUUUAUGCCAUUUGUUUUAUAUGCUUGAGAUUUUUGUUCUCUCA
Daucus carota subsp. sativus is the source of this 2143-nucleotide messenger RNA. RefSeq lists its product as uncharacterized. The transcript has 10 exons. Gene Ontology annotation, cellular component: transcription factor TFIIE complex. Bases 236 to 1642 code for a protein of 468 amino acids. Lineage: Eukaryota; Viridiplantae; Streptophyta; Magnoliopsida; Apiales; Apiaceae. Gene Ontology annotation, biological process: transcription open complex formation at RNA polymerase II promoter; transcription initiation at RNA polymerase II promoter. The record is from RefSeq and is a predicted model, not a curated record.